UUUUACGGGCAGGAACUCCUGGAUAUUCCUCCAUUUUCACCAGGAGACUACCUGGAACAUGUGCACCAGGGAAGCUAAAACGAUCUGAAGACAGGAGUGAGAAACUACGGACAGAUCGGUGCCUCCACGCCUGCAGGAUGUUUGGGACCAGCAGGCCUUUCAGCUACGACCCCCCCGACUUCGGAGGCCCUCUGCCGCCAUAUGGCGUCUCCCGGGAGCUGCCCUCCUCACAGAGAUCUAGCAUGUCCAGGCCCAGCGGCAAGUCCAUCUACAUGCAGCGGAAGGAGUAUUCAGAGUCCAUGAACAGGCAACCCGAUAACUUCCAGUACAGAGUGGAGCACCUCUUCACCUGCGAGAUGGACGGGCGGGAGGUGCGGACUCUGGACGACUGCAUCACCCGGCUGAAGGUGCUGGACUCGAAGGGUCGGGUGUGGGGGCAGGAAAUGAUCCUGGAGGUGCGGAGCGGCAACCUGCAGCUGACCGACAUCGAGACCAAGGGAGAACUGGAGUCCCUGGCUCUGGGGAACAUCACCCAGGUUAAGGCCAUCCUGGACAGCUGUGUGUACAGCAACCUGCUGACGAUCACGGUGAGGGAGUGGAGAGGCCCGGAGAACAAAGUCUACAUGUUCCAGUGUGAGGAAGUCGGGCCAGAGAACGUCAGAGAUGACCUGGAGAAAGCCAUCCAACACAGAAGAGAGGAUGGAGGGGAUCCUUCUUGGAAAGAACCGAACAUCAGAGACAAUCCGGAAAACAUCAUUGGCCAACAUGUCCCGGGAAGUUUCCGGGAAUCCAGGCCUUCUCCUGAUGAGCGGCUGGACCAAUUUGGGCCCCCUCCCAAUUUCCCCCCGCCACAGUGGAACAACCCGGAAUAUGAUCAGAGGGGUUCCCCCCCUCCCCUGUACAUCCCCAGAGAGGAGCCCCGCUACCCCGCAGCCCCCGCCCCGGAGCCCCGCUACCCCCCGCCCCCGCCCUGGCAAGAGGAGCCUCCCAGACAGGAGCAGCCCCCUAAGCCCCAGUACACCAACACCCAGAGGAACGUGGAGAUCCUGAACCAUGUCCUGGAGGACGUAGAGCUCUUCGUGGCGAAAGUGCAAGCAGCACUGUCCGCACAAAACUCCAAGAAGAAGAAGAAGAAAAACAAGAACAGAGAUACUGCAAGUAUGCCACCUCCGAACGAAUUUCUUGAGUGCCUGCAGAAAAUCAAGUAUGGAUUAAAUCUUCUGGUGAAGCUGAAUGGUAUCCUCAAAAAUCCCAGUGCCGCGGAGUACGUCCACAUCAUCUUCCCCAUCCUGCAACUUUUGGUGCCGCAGUGCCCUCGUGACCUGCCGUCCUCGGUCGUGGUGCCCAUGCUGAUGGAGCAAACGCUGCAGUUCCUGAGUAAGGAGGUCACUCCGGAGGAGGACAAGCUCUGGAUCUCCCUUGGAGACGCAUGGAACAUCCCCAGAUCCAAGUGGCCAAAUGGGGACCAGCUCCCAGCCUACAUCCCGACCUUCUCCAACGGCUGGGAGCCCCCCCCUCCCAUCGUGGCACCUCCCGAAAACCAGCUGGUUCCAGGGAGGAGCAGCCAGCGCAGUGUCCUGGAGAGACCGGCCCAGAACAUACCUGAGCAGAAUUCCAGUCCUUGGAGUGCUCCUCCGACACGCUCCAGUGAGAUUCCCCAGAUGCGUGUAAUUUAUGACUUCAUGGCGAGGAACCACCAGGAGCUGAGCAUCAUGAAGGGAGAUGUAGUCCAGGUCCUGGAUCAGUCCCGGCAGUGGUGGAAGGUUCGUAACCACAGGGGAGAGGAGGGCCACGUCCCCCAGAACGUUCUGGAGCCCCUGGAUGAGCCGAGGGCCCCAGGGGGACACCAGGGCCGGCACUCCCCCCCGCUGCUCAACAAAAUGUCCCGGCCUGAGGAGGUGACGGCGUGGCUGGAGUACAAGGGCUUCUCCAAAAUCACGGUUCGGACGAUUGGCGCGCUGAACGGCACGCUUCUCCUGGGGAUGACGCGGGAUGAGCUGCGGGCUGUCUGCCCCGAGGAGGGGGGCAGGGUGUUCUUCCAGCUCCAGGCCGUCAAAUCUGCCAUGGCGCUGGCCAGCGAGAGUGGAUACAACCAGUAUAAUGGCCGUUAGACAUGAGAUGGGCGAGAGAGAGCAGUGAAGACAGAUGAUCUCCACCAGACCAGAAGGCAAAACUGACCAAAUGAAGGAAGAGAAUGGACACAACCAAACUGCACACUCCUCACCAAUCAGAAAGCAUCCCUGCUGCAUGUCAUGGCUUACCCAUCCCCCCACUUUGUAAUUACUUCCAUCUUAUUUAUGUAGACAAACAGGAAAAGAUUUGCAUUGCUUACCAGGAACUAACUUAAAGAAGCUGAGUAACGCUGUAGAAAAUGUGUUGAGUAUGAAGAGCUGAGAAUGACUGCCAAGAUAAAAUCAUCAUCUUCACUGUCAUCUGCACUAUAACCCAAAUGCGAUCAAUGCGCUUUUAGAUUCACAAACUCAUUUUUGCUGUGCACAAUUGGUCAUUGUUUUAAGUCAUGCAAUUUGGUCUUGCCAAAACGAGUCAGCAAAACAUUUAAACAAAGACUCAGAAACAGCACAGAAUGUUUCAUGUCACCAGGGGAGAGUUUUCAUGAAAUAGUUAUUCAGAUAUUUUACAUGAAACUUUUUUUUUUGUCUAAUCAGAUUUCAUCCCAUUAAAUCUUUUUACAGUUGUAAAUGAUCAUGUAGAUAUUUAAACUCAACAAUCAUGUUAAUAUUGCUUGGGAUUUCUUGCUUAGACAAGUUAUUUAAAAAAAUAAUAUAUUUCUGCCUUUCCUGUUCACCCUGAAAUGACUAAUCAGCCGUUUAUACAGAAAGCAAAUGUCACAUU
Molecule: messenger RNA, 2853 nt
Organism: Conger conger (European conger)
Lineage: Eukaryota; Metazoa; Chordata; Actinopteri; Anguilliformes; Congridae
Gene: eps8l3b
Product: EPS8 signaling adaptor L3b
Exons: 20
Coding region: 138-2111 (657 amino acids)
Biological process (GO): regulation of Rho protein signal transduction; positive regulation of ruffle assembly; Rho protein signal transduction
Cellular component (GO): ruffle membrane; plasma membrane; vesicle
Molecular function (GO): actin binding
Source: RefSeq, a predicted model, not a curated record